AUGGCUUUUUGCAAAGCUAUCCACAAACCGCCUGCAGCGCGACCUGAACUUGAUGCCAUGAAUCGUGUCAUGGCCCGAAAAAUUGCUGCUUCAGUCAAUGGAAUUAAAGGAAAACGACCUAUGCUGCUCUUCGACUUUAUCAAGCGAGAAAUUGCAAUGGCUACUACUAGUCAGUCUAUCGACCUCAAAAUCCAUUCAAAGAUUCCGUUUACGCAGAGGGUUUCUGGUAAGGAUGAGCCUGAUAAUACUGAGACAGAAUGCAAUGAGAUGCAAUGGGCGAUAGUGCCUGAGAUUUGA
Molecule: messenger RNA, 297 nt
Organism: Sclerotinia sclerotiorum 1980 UF-70
Lineage: Eukaryota; Fungi; Ascomycota; Leotiomycetes; Helotiales; Sclerotiniaceae
Exons: 1
Coding region: 1-297 (98 amino acids)
Source: RefSeq, a predicted model, not a curated record